This is a messenger RNA of Arachis ipaensis, 1135 nucleotides long. Its product is annotated as adenine phosphoribosyltransferase-like protein, putative (DUF2358). The record is from RefSeq and is a predicted model, not a curated record. NCBI's taxonomy places the organism in Eukaryota, Viridiplantae, Streptophyta, Magnoliopsida, Fabales, Fabaceae.
GACGCCAGAUAAACUUAGAAAAAAAAAAUGAAUAAUGUGAAUCCCAAAGCUGCUACCUGCUGGCUCGGAUGUUGCUGACGAGUAACGACUUACGAGUAAGGGAUCCAUAACCACACAAAAUUGAGGGAACCAUAAAGAAAGACCUUUAUAACGGAAACAACUUCAGAACCGAAAUGAAAAUGAUGAUAUGAAUCAAAGCGUAGUAGGAAAUGGCUCAAACAAUAUUCCACUUCAUUGGAACACCUCCUCUUCUCCCACCUUCAAAUUCCAAGUUGCAGUUGAGAAGGAAUCACGUGUUCCAAUGCCAGUGUUUCUCAAAUACAAGCAGUAACAGUAACAGUAACGGUAGCGCACCGAAUAGUAGAAGAAAGAGUUCUAACUCAGAAACCGAAACACCUCCGUUACUCAAAGCUGCAGUGAGUGCAGUGACGGAGCUCUUGAGGCUCUUAUCCCCUUCAAAUCAAGCAAGCUCUUUGAGCGAAGAUACCGAGGAAUUCCGAGAUGAAUUCCCUCUUUCUAGCGUUGAUGAUGUCCUGAACAUCAUCCAGUCUGAUUAUGACAAAGCUUAUUUUGUUACAGGAAACUUCACCAAUUCAAUUUAUGCCGAAAACUGUAUCUUUGAAGAUCCAACUAUUAAAUUUCGUGGUAGGGAGCUAUAUGCACGCAACCUGAAAUUGCUCGUUCCCUUCUUUGACUGUGCAUCAAUUAGACUGCAAAAGAUUGAGAAGGAUGUCGAUUCUGAAACAAACUUUGUGCUAGCAACUUGGAAACUAAGGACCAAUUUGAACCUUCCUUGGAGACCUCUGAUUUCAAUUGAUGGAAGCACAUAUUAUGAAUUAGAUAAAGAUUUCAAAAUUGUUAGACAUGUUGAGAGUUGGAAUGUUUCUGCACUUGAAGCAAUAUUGCAGAUUUUCACCUUUACCUCUGAAAUCACCGGUGUUUGAAUGCCAUAAAGUUGUGCAUUCACGUAUCUUUUUUAUUUGCAGCUGCUGACAGUCUACACGUAUCUCUUGUUUCUAUUAUUAAAGGAUAUAGGUGAAAUCAUAUCUAGGAUUUCUUGCAGCGUAUUUAAAAUUUUUGACAAAUUUCAACCACAAAAAAUAUACUUUACCCAUAAUAAAAUAAUUUUGAUACA